AUGCUCGAUCCUACUUUCUACUCGCGGGCUGUUGAGAACCCACCUCGGAGGAGGCAUUGGUCGGCUGUCGGCGCGGGCCUCGUGGUCCUCCUCGUGACGGCCGCCGUGAGCUUGACCAGCCGCUCUGCCUCUCCGCAACGACUCUUCAUGAGCGACAUGAUCGGCUGUUUUGCAGGGUUUCUUGAAGCACAACCAGGCGACGGGCCGGCGUUGCACUCAGUGCUGGGCCUGCCGGGCCACAUGCACGGCUGUCUCUUUGGCGGCGGCAGCGGCGGCGAGGCUCAGCCGAGCUGCCCGUCCAAGGAGGACCUGUGGUCGAUGGUGCAGCUCUACCACGGCAAGGGCGAGACGGUGCCGGUGACGGCGGAGGCGUGGGCGGGUGCGACGUGGUCGCUCGUGUCUGCAAAGGGCGUCGACGUGUCCGAGUCGACGUACAAGGCGGCCGCCAAGCUCCAGUUCGCCUCGCCCGCCUUCGAGAAGGACGGCGACGCCUUCACCGACGCCGGCGGGCUGGCGGCGUGCGACGCGCUGCUGAAGACGGUGCUCUGCAAGGACGUGGCGGCCGCCGAGCGCAGCCUGCCUGGCGGGGACGGCAUGACCGAGGAGCAGAAGGCGGCGGUGGAGGAGAAGCUCGAGAUGGCGCAGUACUUUGGCGAGAACCCCGACAGCCCGCUCAAGGCGAUGGUGGAGCAGGCGAUCGAGGACGGCGUCGCUCCUGCGGACGCCUUCGGCGCGGCGCUCCCGGCCUACGAGGCGAUGCUGGACGGCGCGACCGAGGAGGAGAUGCAGGCGGCUUUGGACGCGGCGCUGGCGGAGAAGGCGGCGGAGCCGGAGGCUCGCUCGGUGGCGUCGUCCGAGCCGAGCUGCCCGUCCAAGGAGGACCUGUGGUCGAUGGUGCAGCUCUACCACGGCAAGGGCGAGACGGUGCCGGUGACGGCGGAGGCGUGGGCGGGUGCGACGUGGUCGCUCGUGUCUGCAAAGGGCGUCGACGUGUCCGAGUCGACAUACAAGGCGGCCGCCAAGCUUCAGUUCACCUCGCCCGCCUUCGAGAAGGACGGCGACGCCUUCACCGACGCCGGCGGGCUGGCGGCGUGCGACGCGCUGCUGAAGACGGUGCUCUGCAAGGACGUGGCGGCCGCCGAGCGCAGCCUGCCUGGCGGGGACGGCAUGACCGAGGAGCAGAAGGCGGCGGUGGAGGAGAAGCUCGAGAUGGCGCAGUACUUUGGCGAGACCCCCGACAGCCCGCUCAAGGCGAUGGUGGAGCAGGCGAUCGAGGACGGCGUCGCUCCUGCGAUCGCCUUCGACGCGGCGCUCCCGGCCUACGAGGCGAUGCUGGACGGCGCGACCGAGGAGGUGAUCAAAGAGCAGCGCCGCAGCCUCUUCAAACACGCCGCUGAGCAGGUGCUUGGACUCGAAGAUGAUCCGCGCCGGCGCUACGUCGGCUGCGAGGGGCAUUUUGCGGAGCACGUCAACGUCGCUUCCCUCGGCGUCAAUGACAACGAGCGUUGGAGAGGCGCGGCCGAGCAUUGUCGGCAGGUCGGAGAGGUGGUAGCAAGGGACGGUUAG
Emiliania huxleyi CCMP1516 is the source of this 1566-nucleotide messenger RNA. RefSeq lists its product as hypothetical. Lineage: Eukaryota; Haptophyta; Isochrysidales; Noelaerhabdaceae. The record is from RefSeq and is a predicted model, not a curated record. The transcript is spliced from 3 exons. The coding region runs from base 1 to 1566 and encodes 521 amino acids.